This is a messenger RNA of Mytilus californianus (California mussel), 4756 nucleotides long. RefSeq names its product ATP-dependent DNA helicase PIF1-like. Gene Ontology annotation, biological process: DNA repair; telomere maintenance. NCBI's taxonomy places the organism in Eukaryota, Metazoa, Mollusca, Bivalvia, Mytilida, Mytilidae. Gene Ontology annotation, molecular function: DNA helicase activity. The record is from RefSeq and is a predicted model, not a curated record.
CCGAGAACAUCGCAUUUUGAAUUCUCGCACUUGUUAUGAAAACUUACACAGACGCAAACAAACUUUCACAGAAAAUCUUAAAGCAUCAUGGAGAUGAAUUUACUGACCUGCUCUGUUGUUGUGGAAGACUUAACAAAAACAGGGGAUGUCAUCAAACGCACACCUUAUAAAAGUUUGUCAUUAUCAUUAGGCCGUAAUGAAUUCAAUGAUGUUACACUUAGAGUUGAUUACGGUAAAAAAGAUAUCAAAUAUGCUUUAAGAGAAAUCAAACUCUUCAAAAAGUUUGUUAAAGAUGGAAAGGCCACAGUAAGAAUACCAGAUCGGAAUAUCCAAUUUAUGUUGUCCAACUGUCCUCCCGAUAAACUAAUGAUGUUCUUAAGAACAAUGCAUACAAAGUUAGAGGUUGGUAAACAGAAAGGAUUCAUGUCUGAUAGAAAGAAAUUAUUAUCAGAGCGUCAGAGAACUUUUGAUGAAAUAAGUCCUCUGACUAUGAAGGAUGUUCACACUGUACAUGAAGCUAGAGCAAAAGAGCUGGAGAAGGACUUGUUCACACCUAAAGGAAAGAGGAAAAGGGUAGACGACAACAACAAGGAAAAUCAGCCUCCUAAAGGGCUUAAAAUGGCCAGAAAAUUAGUUUCUGUAGUACCAAGAUCAGUUAUACCAGUCAAACUUAGUAAAGAACAGUCCUCUGUGUUAGAGGCAGUGUCUAGAGGAAGAAGUGUAUUCUUUACAGGGAGUGCUGGUACUGGAAAGUCAUUUCUCAUGAAAAGAAUAAUAGGAACAUUGCCACCUCAGCAUACAUUUGCCACAGCUAGUACUGGUGUUGCUGCCUGCCAUAUAGGGGGAACAACUCUGCAUGCAUUUGCAGGUAUUGGAUCAGGAAGGGGUACAUUAGAACAUUGUGUACAAUUAGCAUCUCGGGCACAGGUAGCUCAACAAUGGAGAAAGUGUAAACAUUUAGUUAUAGAUGAAAUAUCCAUGGUGGAUGGGGAAUUCUUUGAAAAAUUAGAAGCUGUUGCUAGAGUGAUAAGAAGGAAUGAUCAACCUUUUGGUGGAAUACAGCUGAUAAUGUGUGGAGAUUUCCUUCAGUUACCUCCUGUUACUAAAGGCAAAGAAAAAGUCAAUUUCUGUUUUCAGACUAAGGCUUGGAAGAAAUGUAUUCAGAUGAAUAUAGAAUUAACAGAAGUUAGAAGACAGUCAGAUAAAUCAUUUAUAGAUAUUCUACAACAGAUAAGACUAGGGAGGUGUCCUGACUAUGUCUACACAACUCUGAGAGCGACAGCCAAACAAAGUAUACAGAGAGAUGGUAUCCUAGCAACCAGACUGUGUACACACAAAGAGGAUGUCAACCAGAUAAAUGAGCACCACCUACAGAAAUUAAAUGGAGAAUCUAAGUUGUUUACAUCUACAGAUAGUGAUUCUGUGAAUACACAGCAGAUCAAUGGGAUGUGUCCAGUUCCAGACAAACUAAAUCUCAAGAUUGGAGCACAGGUUAUGCUAACAAAGAAUUUAGAUGUGCAGAAAGGACUUGUAAAUGGAGCCAGAGGAAUUGUUAUUGGAUAUCAGAAAGAUAAUGAUGGUUAUCCUAUUGUGAAGUUUAGAUGUGGCAUGGAAGAAGAAAUAAAACCUAUCAGAUGGUCAUUUAAGUUCAGUGGAGGAAAUAUAUCUACAAGAAAACAGAUUCCAUUAAAAUUAGCAUGGGCUAUCUCCAUUCAUAAAAGUCAAGGUAUGACAUUAGAUUGUGUAGAAAUAUCUCUGUCCCGUGUGUUUGAAUGUGGACAAUCCUACGUAGCACUGUCUCGAGCCAAGUGUCUGGAAGGUUUACGAGUAUUGGACUUUGAAAAGAGUUGUGUGAAAGCUAAUUCAGAAGUUCUCAGAUUUUAUCAUAAACUUGAUCUACACAAAAGAAUGAUGCAGACAAGUAUAGGAGAUUAUUAAUGCUAAUUUAAUUAAGGGUUGAUAUUUUAAUAUUGCAUGAUGUACAUGUGCUGUGAGAGGUUACUUCAAGGGUUGAUUGUUUAAUUUGUUAGAAAUGAUAUGGUAUAAAUGUGAAAUUAGAUGUUACUUCUAUUCAUGGAAAUGAUGUAACCAUGUGCAGUUAGAAGUCAAUAUAAGAGUUGAUUCUAAAAUAUAAUGUUGUAUACUUGUUAAGUAAAGGUCACAUUGAUUGUUUGAUACAUGUACAUGUAACCAGAUCAAUAAGGAGUGAUGUGGUAUACUUGUCUGUGAGCUACAGUUUUAAGGUUUGACUUUUAGAAAUUAUGUAAUGUGUAAGUUGUGAGAGAAAGUUGUUGACAAUACGUGAUUUUUAAACAUUUAUUUUUAGUACAUAUAUAUAUUCAUUUAAUGGCAGCUAUGUAAAAUUGUCCUGUAAUGUUAUUUGGGAUAUUGGAUGAUUUUAUAUAUAUGAUAACCUCUUAAUAGAUGUUUUGUGUUUUUGGGUUACUGUCUCAUUGACAAUAUUAUCUUUUUACCUCAUAAUUUAAAGGAAAAGUCAAUGUAAUUCAUUCAAGUUAUAAUACUCAAGUUUUUAGCUCACCUGGCCCAAAGGGCCAAGUGAGCUUUUCUCAUCACUUGGCGUCCGUCGUCCUGCGUCCGUCGUCCGUCAUCCGUAAACUUUUACAAAAAUCUUCUCCUCUGAAACUUCUGGGCCAAAUUUAACCAAACUUGGCCAAUAUCAUCAUUAGGGUAUCUAGUUUAAAAAAUGUGUCCGGUGACCCGGCCAACUAACCAAGAUGGCCGCCAUGGCUAAAAAUAGAACAUAGGGAUAAAAUGUAGAUUUUGGCUUAUAUCUCUGAAACCAAAGCAUUGAGAGCAAAUCUGACAGGGUAAAAAUGUUUAUUAGCUCAAGAUCUAUCUGCCCUGAAAUUUUUAGAUGAAUCGGACAACCCGUUGUUAGGUUGCUGCCCCUGAAUUAGUAAUUUUAAGGAAAUUUUGCCUUAUUUGGUUAUCUUGAAUAUUAUUAUAGAUAGAGAUAAACUGUAAACAGCAAUAAUGUUCAGCAAAGUAAGUUCUACAAAUAAGUCAACAUGACCAAAAUGGUCAGUUGACCCCUUAAGGAGUUAUUGCUCUUUUAUAGUCAAUUUUUAACAAUUUUUCGUAAAUUUUUGUUAUCUUUUACAAAAAUCUUCUCCUCUGAAACUACUAAGAUGAAUUAAACUAAAGUUGUAAACAAUCAUCAUUAGGGUAUGUAGUUUAAAAAUUGUGUUUGAUGACCCCGCCCUCAAACCAAGAUGGCCGACAUGGCUAAUAAUAGUACAUAGGGUAAAAUGCAGUUUUUGGCUCAUAUAUCUAAACCCAAAGCAUUUCUAGCAAAUCUUUCAAAAACAAAAUUGUUCAUUAGGUCAAGAUCUAUCUGCCCUUAAAUUUUCAGACCAUUCAGGCAACCUGUUGUUGGGUUGCUGCCCCUGAAUUGGUAAUUUUUAGAAAUUUUUUCAGCUUUUGGUUAUUAUCUUGAAUAUUAUUAUAGAUAGAGGUAAACUGUAAAGAGCAAUAAUGUACAGCAAAGUAAGACCUACAAAUAAGUCAACAUGACCAAAAUGGUCAAUUGACCCCUUAAGGAGUUAUUGCCUUUUAUAAUAAAUUUUUAACAAUUUUCAUAAAUUUUGUAAAUUUUUACAAAAUAAUUUCCACUGAAACUACAGGGCCAAGUUCAUUAUAGAUAGAGAUGAUUGUAAGCAUCAAGAAUGUUCAGUAAAGUAAGAUCUACAAACACAUCACCAUCACCAAAACACAAUUUUGUCAUGAAUCCACCUGUGUCCUUUGUUUAAUAUGCACAUAGACCAAGGUGAGCGACACAGGCUCUUUAGAGCCUCUAGUUUAUGCAUAUUUAUAAUGAAUUUUGAUAUCAUCCAUAUUUCCAUUUGAUGUUGAGUUGGAUUAUCCCAUUUCAAUCUAACAAAGAAAUAUAAGUAAAUCUAUAUAGUAUUGUUUGUACAAAGGCAUAUCUGUUUUUUACAUAUUGGGUGCUAGAAUGUGUGUGUAACUGUGUGUUUGGAUGUAUUAAUUAAACUAGUAUUUCUUGUUGUUCUUGUUUUAAAAUUCAUUUUUUUUUUCAUUAUUGGUUUUAUACACUGAAUUGUCUUGUCAGAAUUUUAUUUAUUUUUGUAAAUUAUGAAAUAUGACUUUUAUGAAUUUUGAUUGUGUCUAGUGAUCAGGAUUUAGUUUUAUUUUCAAUGUGAAAUGGUUCAAUUACUGUUUUUCAACACAUUCUUCCUAAUUAAUCCAAAAUUAUACUUGCUCCUUUGAUUAAUGGUAAAUAACCAUCGCCUGUGUUAGAAUUAUCAGCAGAUAACUGUCAAACUAAGAGGUAGUAUAUUAUAGGGAAGCUGAUUUAUCUUUUAGGUUUUAAAUAUUGCAUUAUCAAAGUUCCAAAUUUUAUAUUGAAUUAUGUGUUAUAUAUAUAGAUAAUGACAACAAUUUACAAAAAAUACAAAAUUAUUUUAACUUUCAUCUUUUAAGAAUGUCAGGGGCAAUGUAUUUAGUAGAUUUUGAAAAAAUUAGCAGCUUAGAAAACUUCAACGACUAAAAAGGUUAAAAUUGAUUAUUUAUGUAGUAAUGUAGAAAGUUUUUGUUAGUUGCCAACCCCCACUCUCUUAAUGAGAUGUUUUAAUAUGAAUUACACACUGUUGAACAAUCUAAACUGAAACUGUUUUGUACACAAAUUGAAAUUCAAGGACAGUAAAAAAUGUACUCUCAAGAUAUAUUUUUUGAUAUUUUUAAGUUGAAAUAUUGAAAUAAAAUUAUUUUACAAUAA